Molecule: messenger RNA, 1693 nt
Organism: Stegodyphus dumicola
Lineage: Eukaryota; Metazoa; Arthropoda; Arachnida; Araneae; Eresidae
Product: retinaldehyde-binding protein 1-like
Cellular component (GO): membrane
Molecular function (GO): phosphatidylinositol bisphosphate binding
Source: RefSeq, a predicted model, not a curated record
UUCACUACAUACUUCUACUAAAUAAAUAAUGCGGCAAUAGAUGCCUGAGGCACACUGCAGAAUGGUAUUUUCUCGUUGAGGGUGCACUGCUAAGAUGCUUGCAGUAGGAGAAUUCAGAUUUUACAGGUUUGAAGAUGAAAAUUUAGAUGAGGAAUCUUUAUUGUAUUUGAUGCAGCAACGAAACGAAAAUCCUGAAACUCGUAAGAUCCAUCUGGAACAGCUACGAGGAAUGAUUUUAGAAAAUAAAAGUCUGAAUCCCUGCCUCGAGGAAAAUUUCCUGCUACGGUUCCUGAGAGGGGCAAAAUAUGAUAUUCAUAAAGCUUAUAACCGUAUGCAGAAAUAUUAUAACUUACGAAAUAUAUAUCCAGACGUUUUCAGCAAUUUUGUUCCAAGUUCUACCCUUCAAGUUCAAUCAUUACAGCAUUUGACAGCCUUGCCGUACAGAGGAAAGGACAAAACGGUUGUGAUUAUCGUUAAGAUGGGAAAUAUCGAUUCAUCCCUAGCGUCAUUUGAAGAAAUACUGCGAUUUGACCUGCUAAUCUUAGAAACGUUAUUGAUAAAUCCUGCAACUCAGUUGACCGGCAUUAGCUUUAUUUUCGAUCUGAAUGGGUUUUCUAACCAACAAAUAGCAUUGUUUACUCCAAGAAAUCUGCGAAUGUGCAUGGAUGUCUUUCAAUAUUCUUCGUACAUGCGAAUAAAAAAUUUACAUUUUAUUAAUACGCCUGGCCUCUUGUACACACUUUACAGAUGUCUUUUCCCAAUGAUGUUGGAAAAAUACAAAGACCGUACUGUAGCCCAUUUGAAUGAUGAUAACUGGGAAAGUUUCCACUCAUAUUUUCCUCCUGAAAUUCUUCCUGAAGAAUAUGGAGGACAAUUAAAAUCCUCCGAUAUGGUCAAUUUGAAUGAUAUACUUAAUGAGAAGGAAGAGGUUUUUCACGACCGUCUGCAGUAUCGCAUCUUAGAAAGUACAUUCGUAGUUGAAGAAGUUGAUGCCUAACAUUGCUAAAUAAGUUUGAAUCUAGAAGUAUAGGGAUACAUCAUCAAGUCUGAUAAUAAAGCAUUACCAAAGCUGCCAGAAGUAUCGAAAUAUGGAGAUAAAAACAAUAUGGUAACUUAAAGAUAUUGUCACCUGAAAGCAAAGAUAUAACAUCAAAUUUUAUACAAAAUUAUAAUAUCUGUAACAGAUUAUACAAUAUAUUCAUUACAUUUUUUUAACUAUUGUCGUCACUAAAUACGUAUAUAAAUAACAGUGAUAGAUGAAUCAUUUUUAUUAAGUAAAGGAAGAUGUUCUUUACUCAAAAACACUUGCCAGAAUCUUAGAGUUAAUGCAUACAAAAUUCUAAAAAUUUUCUAAUUUAAUGUCAUAUUUUCAUGUCCCAGAUGUGUAAAUAAUUUAAUAAUAUGGAUAUAAACUUCAGCAUCACAAUUUUUAUGUAAGUGACACAAAAGUAUAGUUCAUGCAAGUAUUCAAACUUUGCAAAUACAGUAAAACCCCGCUUAUUGCAUGGGGAUACGUUCCACCAAUGUACAGGGUUAUACGAAAUAGCGUUAAAUGAGGUCAUCUCAUCAUGUAAGUAAUGGGGUCAGGGGAAAACGGGUAUAAAAUAAAAAGUAAUUGUUCAAGAAUUUUGUUAUUUAAGUUCAUUAAAUAUGUUUUUAUAACAAUGCAAAAUAAAAACUUAUUUCUUACAGA